This is a messenger RNA of Solanum pennellii, 1744 nucleotides long. Its product is annotated as F-box/kelch-repeat protein At5g26960. The coding region runs from base 374 to 1633 and encodes 419 amino acids. Lineage: Eukaryota; Viridiplantae; Streptophyta; Magnoliopsida; Solanales; Solanaceae. The transcript has a single exon. The record is from RefSeq and is a predicted model, not a curated record. Gene Ontology annotation, molecular function: protein binding.
GAUAAUAACCUGUUCCUAUCCAAACAAUCCUAAUGUUUAUAUCCGGAAAAAAAUAUACACAACAUCUCGCGUUCAUGCCGAACGGAAGAAAGGAAAGGAUGUAAUGACAUAGUGAUUAUUUCCACAACUUUUCCGAGAUAACUUUAUCGUUAUUUCAAAAACUCGAAACUAUAUUUAUGCAAACCAAUAAACCAUAUCCAAAAUAACAAUUGGAUUUUUUCUUUUUCACCAUAGAUUCAUGUAUAGGGACCCCCCACACCUCACCCCUACCCCUACCCCCUCAUAUACCUUUCACUGAGCUCUCAUCAAAUCUUCAAAGAAGACUGAAAGCAAUUUCAAGAAAAAAGUUUCGAUUUUUUUCAGUGUUCCAUUGAUGUCUGAUAGCUGCAAUUCUCGUCAUUUUUCAUGGCUGAUGAAAUCUUGUUUCCCCAAUAACCAACACCCACCACCCCACCACCCAACCCCCAUCGGAACCACUACCAUUUUACCCACCGGAACCACCAUUGCUGAACUCCCAGAUGACCUUCUUCUUGAAUGUCUAUCAAGGGUUACCCAUUCUUCACUCCCUUCUUUGCCUUUAGUCUGUUGUCGUUGGUCUCUGCUUCUUGAUUCCCCAACUUUUCAUCUUCUCCGGCACCGGAAUAACCUUUUACGGCUUACCCUUUUCGCUGUUUCAGUUUCUGAUGGAGCCCUUUGCACAGCUAGUUACAGAUUGAACAAUGAUUGUUCAUGGAAGAUUUGUUCUUUUACACCGGCGAAUGACCCUGUUUUUGAACAUGGGUGUUUUUAUUCUCUGUUCUCGCAUUCUCGUUUAUCGGUUAUUGGACGGAAAAUCUAUGUUAUUGGACGGACAGCGAUGCUCCGGUGUGAUACCUGGACUGGUUUAGUGGUGCCAAGACAAGGACCGGUUUUCCCGAGGAAGAAAUUUGCUGCAGCUGUUGUGGGUGGGAAAAUCUACGUCGCCGGAGGUUGUGCGAGGGCUGCGGCGGUGGAGGAGUAUGACCCAUCGACUGAUACAUGGAGUGUGGUGGCGAAAGCUCCGAGGAAGAGAUAUGGGUGUGUUGGUGCUUCAGUCGACGGCGUUUUUUACGUCAUCGGAGGAUUGAAGCUCGGAGGUGCGGCGGGAAAUGAAAUGCUGGUGGCUCGUGGAAGCCGUGCAUCUGAUGCAGCUCAUGUUUACGCUAGCUCAAUGGAUUUAUACGAUACUGUUAAUGGGGUUUGGUUAAAAUCCCGAUCUGUUCCCGGCGGCGGCUGUGUUGUGGCAGCAUGUGCGACCGCCGGAGAAAUCUAUGUACUUUCCAGUCACGCAGUGGAGUUAUCGUUCUGGAAGUUUAAUGGGUCACGAAAAAGCACCGGAUUCGGCGAUUGGUGCAGGAUAAAAUCCCCGCCGUUGCCGGCGCAAGUGAGAUUAGACAGUACGGUGAGAUUCAGCUGCGUGGGGAUCGGAGAGAAGGUGGUGUUAGUUCAAGUAAAUGGUUGCAUAGACGAUUUGCUGCGGCGGAGUGGGAGGAUUGAGAGAGGGAUGAAGGAGGGGUUGGUGUUGGUUUACGACUGUGUCGCCGGAGAAUGGAACCGUGCCGCCGAUUUGCCGGAGGUCAUUCGCCGAUCAGCCUGCGUCUGUGUUGAGUGCUAAAUUCGCCUAUUACUAUUUGACUAAUCGAAUUUUCGAUCAAAAUUAAAUUAUUUCGUAAUCAAAAUUUAAAUUGUAUCACAUAAAUUAAGAAAAAAAAUAGAAUUUUAUAAU